UAACUGGUACAAUCGUGAAGUAGGUUGGCUUGGGUUGAAAGUCGCUUGUAGCAAAAAUGUUUCCCAGGCUCUGCCCUCGCGUACUCAGACGCUGAUCGCUCCACCAGCAACGAUUCCACAAGGAUCUUUUGCUCAAAGCCAUGCUGAAUCCAAGAGGCUGACGACAACGACAGAUCCGAAAUAAUCGCCAUUAUUCCAGCGCUGAAGUAGUUUUUUUGAUCAGAGAAAUCAGGAUGCCCGUGAGAGGCGGAGGAAGAGUUGCUUAUCCGAAUAAAAGCGACAAUGUUAGCUCAGGAAUGGAGGAGACGGUUUGGGAGCAGUACACUGUGACUUUACAGCGGGACUCUAAGAUGGGCUUUGGAAUUGCUGUGUCCGGGGGCCGGGACAAUCCAAACGUGGAGACCGGAGAGACGUCCAUCAUUGUGUCGGACGUGCUGCCAGGAGGACCGGCCGAUGGACUGCUCUUUGAGAAUGACCGCGUGAUGCAGGUCAACACCAUCACCAUGGAUAAUGUGCCUCAUUCAUUUGCUGUGCAGUCACUUCGGAAAUGUGGGAAAGUGGCCAAAAUAACUGUAAAGAGGCCUCGCAAGGUGGCUGUCCUCAAGCGCCCACCGUCCCCGAGCGGGGAUAGCCGCGAUUACAACAUAUCCAGCUAUUAUCCCGAGGACAACCGCAGCGUUCACAGUGACCCGGACUCUGAUUACCCUCGGGGAAACGGCGGCCUGGGCUACCCCCGCGAAAGAGAGCAUGACCGCAGCCUCGACAAGAGCCGGAUAGACUACCUGGAGCCGGAUUACCGCAGCCAGGACUACGACUCCCGGCAGGAAUGGAGCAGAGGCAGGAACACGGAGAGAUCACCCAGCUCUGACAGCGGCUACCGCAGGGACGGCAGCCGGGGCCGGACGCUGGAGCGCGGAUCCAGCCCAGAGCCUCGCUAUCACAGGCAGCACAGUAGAGGCCGCGGCGGGGGAGGAAGCCCUGCCGGAAGCUACGGGAGGGACCAGGGCUACAACACGCGGAGGUAUGACACUCGUUCGGAUGACAAGAUGAUCAGGAGUCACAGCAAGGACCAGCUGCAGGAUUGCUCACCGUCACCCAGCAGAGAGCGAGACAGAGGAAGAGACCGGUACAACGAUGAGCCCCUGGAGCCGCCCAUCAAUGUGAUGCUGGUGAAAAACAGGCCCAAUGAAGAGUAUGGCCUCCGGCUGGGCAGCCAGAUCUUCAUCAAAGAGAUGACCAGCACUGGAUUGGCUGCCAAAGAUGGAAAUCUCCAAGAGGGCGACAUCAUUCUCAAGAUCAACGGGACGGUGACCGAGAACCUCUCUCUGAGUGACGCUGGCAAGCUGAUUGAGAAAUCACGGGGCAGGCUGCAACUGGUGGUCCAGAGAGACCACCGACAGAUCUUGGUGCGCAUUCCUGCCCUGGCAGACAGCGACUCGGAGCCUGAUGAUAUUUCUGAGAUGGAGUCAUACCAUUCCUACUCACCUCAAGAUGACCAAAGGUCACGCCAGUCUGACCUCUCCUCACACUCUUCCAAUGACAUAGCACGAGAAAACGCCAGGGAAGAUCCUCAAAGCAGAUUGGCAAAGACUGCUGUAACUUCCUCUCCUUACAAAACUCCAGAGGAGCCACUUCCAGCCCAGGAGGAGAGAGUAGAACCACAGGAAGAACCACCACCACCAGCAAUAAAGACGACACCCAAGAUCCUGCUCAGACCGAGCCCAGAAGAUGAGGCCAUUUACGGGCCUAACACAGUGAUGGUGAGCUUUCAGAAAGGAGAGAGUGUUGGCCUGAGGUUGGCUGGAGGAAAUGAUGUGGGAAUAUUCAUAGCUGGAGUUCAGGAGGGCAGUCCGGCUGAAGAAGAGGGUCUUCGUGUAGGGGAUCAGAUCAUGAAGGUGAAUAACGUUGACUUUCGGGGUAUUGUGCGAGAGGAGGCCGUGCUGUUCCUGCUGGAGAUCCCGCGGGGUGAGGUCGUGACCAUUAUGGCACAGAAUAAAACUGAAGUUUAUGAAGACAUCUUGGUGUCCGGUCGAGGGGACUCAUUUUUCAUCCGGACUCAUUUUGAGUAUGAGAAGGAGCUGCCUCACUGUCUCGCCUUCUCCCGGGGAGAGAUCUUCAAGGUGGUGGACACCUUAUAUGACGGCAAGCUGGGAAACUGGCUGGCCAUCCGCUUGGGCAAAGACAACCAGCUGCUGGAGAAGGGCAUCAUUCCCAGCAAGAGCAGAGCGGAGCAGAUGGCAAACGUCCAGAACACACAUAAGGGCUCAGGAAGUGACAGGGCAGACUUCUGGAGGCUACGUGGUCAGAGGGCGGCCAAGAAGAAAGAUGUGCGGAAGAGCCGAGAGGAAAGUUCUGCGGCCGUUUCCACCCGCUUCCCUGCCUAUGAGAGGGUGGUGCUGAGAGAAGCGGGAUUCCGAAGGCCGGUUGUGCUGUUUGGACCAAUCGCUGAUGCUGCCAGUGAAAAACUGGCCGCGGAGCUUCCGGACGAGUUUGUAAUUGCCAAAACUGAACCCAAAGACGCAGGGUCGGAAAAAUCCUCCGGGGUGGUUCGUCUCAACACUAUUCGACAGAUCAUUGAACAGGACAAGCAUGCUCUCCUGGACGUCACCCCUAAAGCUGUGGACACCCUGAACUACACGCAGUGGUACCCCAUAGUCAUCCUCCUUUUCCCGGACAGCAAACAUGGGGUGAAGGCGAUGAGACAGAGGAUCAUCCCCAGCUCUAACCGCAGUGCCCGCAAACUCUACGACCAAGCUCUGAAGCUCAGGAAAACCUGCUCACACCUGUCUACCGCCGUUAUCGAUCUGAACUCGGCUAAUGAUGCCUGGUACGGCAGUUUGAAGGAGACCAUACGAGACCAGCAGACCCACGCUGUGUGGGUCUCAGAGGGGAAGCUGGACGGGACGGAGGGGGACCUUGACGUUCAUGACGAUCGCAUGUCGUAUCUCUCGGCCAUGAGCGCAGACUAUCUCAGCAUGGACAGCCGGCUGACCAGCGACUGUGAUGACACGGCGGACGAGGGCGGGACUUACACAGAUAACGAAACAGACGAGCUGCUCGAUCGCCAGCGGGUGUCGGCCAUCAGCCGCUCCUCUGAGCCAGUCAUGCCAGAGGAGGUUAGAGCACGCAUGCACACGUUUAACAUAUCUACAGGGUUCCCACUGCCAUGGAAAACCUGGAAAUAUCAGAGAAGAUGCGCGUAGUUCCGCUCACAUGCAUGCAUACUAAUUCCAAAACAUAUGGACACAUACAUCUUUCACAGUGAUGGGCGAACUGCAUGCACAUGCAUUGACAUCUACACACUUAAACAUGCUUGCUGAAAUGGCAUCCCUCACAGCUGCCUAGAUCAGCACAAAGUCAGCUAUGUAUUCAAGAAAAG
Sinocyclocheilus rhinocerous is the source of this 3379-nucleotide messenger RNA. RefSeq names its product tight junction protein ZO-2-like. The record is from RefSeq and is a predicted model, not a curated record. Lineage: Eukaryota; Metazoa; Chordata; Actinopteri; Cypriniformes; Cyprinidae. Bases 234 to 3203 code for a protein of 989 amino acids. Gene Ontology annotation, molecular function: cell adhesion molecule binding. The transcript has 19 exons. Gene Ontology annotation, cellular component: plasma membrane; bicellular tight junction. Gene Ontology annotation, biological process: positive regulation of blood-brain barrier permeability; cell-cell junction organization; protein localization to cell-cell junction.